Aspergillus glaucus CBS 516.65 is the source of this 527-nucleotide messenger RNA. RefSeq names its product 60S ribosomal protein uL24. NCBI's taxonomy places the organism in Eukaryota, Fungi, Ascomycota, Eurotiomycetes, Eurotiales, Aspergillaceae. The coding region runs from base 46 to 444 and encodes 132 amino acids. Gene Ontology annotation, biological process: cytoplasmic translation; ribosomal large subunit biogenesis. The record is from RefSeq and is a predicted model, not a curated record. Gene Ontology annotation, cellular component: cytosolic large ribosomal subunit; ribosome. The transcript has 3 exons. Gene Ontology annotation, molecular function: RNA binding; structural constituent of ribosome.
CCCCCUCUAGAGCCCGGUGUUAAUACUCAAAGGAGGCUCGACAAGAUGACCGUCAUCAACCAUGCCCUCGCCUCUUCGCGCAGCAAGUCGCGCAAGGCGCACUUCAGCGCUCCCUCCAGCGAGCGCCGUGUCAUCAUGAGCGCUCCUCUGAGCAAGGAACUCCGUGAGAAGCACAACGUCCGCUCCAUCCCCAUCCGCAAGGACGACGAGGUCACCAUCGUCCGGGGCUCCAACAAGGGCCGUGAGGGCAAGAUCACCAGCGUGUACCGUCUCAAGUGGGUUGUGCACGUCGAGCGUGUUGUUCGCGAGAAGUCCAACGGCCAGAGCGUUCCCCUCGGCAUCGCCCCCUCCAAGGUUGUCAUCACCAAGCUCCGGAUGGACAAGGACCGUGAGCAGAUUCUGGAGCGCAUUGCUAAGGGACGUGAGGCGACCAAGUCUUCGUAAAGGGUUUUUUCGCAUCGGUUCUGUUUUCUUGUUGCAAAUUAGGGUGAUGGCGUGGGAGUAUAUGAGAUACUCAAAAUGAAAAU